Molecule: messenger RNA, 2098 nt
Organism: Poeciliopsis prolifica (blackstripe livebearer)
Lineage: Eukaryota; Metazoa; Chordata; Actinopteri; Cyprinodontiformes; Poeciliidae
Gene: kcna10a
Product: potassium voltage-gated channel, shaker-related subfamily, member 10a
Exons: 2
Coding region: 289-2013 (574 amino acids)
Biological process (GO): protein homooligomerization; potassium ion transmembrane transport
Cellular component (GO): voltage-gated potassium channel complex; membrane
Molecular function (GO): protein binding; delayed rectifier potassium channel activity
Source: RefSeq, a predicted model, not a curated record
GCGCCUUUUGGUCCGGCGAUGCGCUGCGCACAGACUAACUAUGCCUCGGAGCCAAACUUUCCGAACGGUACCUGAAGUCCACAGGAACCACCUCUCUUUUAAAGGUGUUGAAGAAAAGCUAAGAACAGCAAUGGCUUCCUGUUUGUCCAACGAGUCUUCCUAAAGACUCAACUCUAAUGGGCUGAUGCUGCCACAUAUUUUGACAACUGAGCUAUCCCUCUGUUACUCAGAGUGUAAGAUUCUUUUAUCCUGGUAGUUUUAAGGCAUUGCGCUGGCUGAACCCCAGCAAUGGAGGUGGCCCUGGUUGACUUUGAGAGCCUGGAGGACAUUAAUGGCACCCUUGAGGAUGAGAUUGACACCUAUGCUGAUGAGACAACAGCUCUCACAGUGGAUGUUCCUCCGGAGCAAAACAGCUCUGACAUCAAUUACCAUCUACGUCCCCUUCAACUCUCCUCCACCCCUUCACAUUACAGCCCAAUGCCCUCCUACAUUUGGGAAUCCACCUCAUCUUCACCCAUUCCACCAAUGCAUACACUGGAAGUACCUCAGUCACCAGUGAUGCCAUCAUCAAGCAGAAAGGGUCGCAGUAGUUGUGCCAGCAUUCUCUCCAACUGGAAGUUGCUGUUAAAUAGUGAAGGCGUGAAGGAAAGUGAAACAAUCUUCAGUCGGCUCACGAAGGAGUGCUGUGAGGAUCUGUUUGCAGAUAAAAGAGGGUUGGAUGAUGGAGACCAGAAAGUCAUCAUCAACAUAGCUGGUCUUCGCUUUGAGACACAGCUCAAAACACUGGACCAGUUCCCUGAAACACUUCUUGGAGACCCCUUUAAGAGGAUGGAGUAUUUUGAUCCAAUGAGGAAUGAAUACUUCUUCGAUCGGAAUCGACCAAGUUUUGAUGGGAUCUUGUACUACUAUCAGUCUGGCGGCAAAAUUAGAAGGCCAGCUAAUGUUCCCCUUGAUGUGUUUGCUGAUGAAAUUGUAUUCUAUGAGCUCGGGCAAGAAGCUAUGGAACAGUUCAGAGAAGAUGAAGGAUUUAUAAAAGAUGUUGACAUACCUCUCCCUAAUAAUGAAAUCUAUAGGCAAUUUUGGCUCCUGUUUGAAUACCCAGAGAGCUCCAAUGCAGCACGGUGUGUAGCGCUAGUUUCUGUCUUGGUCAUUGUCAUAUCUAUCAUCAUAUUCUGCAUGGAGACACUGCCAGAGUUCAGAGAUGACACUGAACUCUUUUCUCCAGCAGUGGUUCAACAUGUCAACCAGUCCAAAGUAUCCCACUCUGGCUCUUUAGCUGGUGCAAAGCUCAAAACAUUAUCCGAUCCUUUCUUUUUUAUUGAAACUGCCUGCAUAGCUUGGUUUGCCUUUGAGUUGAUCGCUCGGUUUGUGGUGUGCCCGAGCAAAAGUGAGUUUUUCCACAACCUCAUGAACAUGAUUGACAUUAUAUCCAUUAUCCCCUAUUUUGUAACUUUGAUGACAGAACUGGCCACAACCCCUCAGGAGAGCUCGGGACAGAACAUGUCUUUGGCCAUUUUGCGUAUCAUCCGCUUGGUCAGAGUCUUCCGUAUUUUCAAGCUGUCACGUCACUCAAAGGGACUGCAGAUCUUGGGACAAACUCUAAAAGCAAGUAUGCGGGAGCUUGGUUUGCUCAUCUUCUUUCUUUUCAUUGGAGUUAUUCUUUUCUCCAGUGCCAUCUACUUUGCUGAAGUAGAUGACCCUGACACACAGUUCGUCAGCAUUCCUGAUGGCUUCUGGUGGGCUGUGGUGACCAUGACAACUGUAGGUUAUGGAGACAUGUGUCCUAUCACACUUGGGGGGAAAGUGGUGGGCACACUGUGUGCAAUAGCUGGAGUGUUGACAAUUGCUUUGCCUGUUCCUGUCAUUGUCUCCAACUUCAACUACUUCUACCACAGAGAGACAGAAGCAGAGGACAAGGUUCCCAUGACAGAGGCUCUUGAGCAAGCCAUAAAGGCAGAAGAAAGUACCAAACAGGGUAGCAAUCCCUCAGUUAAUAAGGUCAACGGUAUCUGACAGACUGCUGACUAAGAAAAAAGGAAUGAAAUUUCAGUGAGAAUGGAUUCAAAGAAUGAACUGUUUUAUAGCAACAAACAGGGUG